Molecule: messenger RNA, 4019 nt
Organism: Periophthalmus magnuspinnatus
Lineage: Eukaryota; Metazoa; Chordata; Actinopteri; Gobiiformes; Gobiidae
Gene: zyx
Product: zyxin
Exons: 10
Coding region: 229-2109 (626 amino acids)
Biological process (GO): integrin-mediated signaling pathway; transforming growth factor beta receptor signaling pathway
Source: RefSeq, a predicted model, not a curated record
AGAGGGAGGGAGGGAGAGAGAAAAGGUGCUGUUUACAGUGCAAUAUACAGCCAAACGAGAAAGAACUUGUUUGGAAGAGUGGUGUCAUUCCUUUCGGAGACCUGGAGGAGGAUCUGGAAAAGAGAAGUUAAAACACUCUUACUCAGAACACAGUUGGGAGACAAGAACAAAAACUAAAAAAAGAGGAAAUUCUAACCAACAGCUGUUUCAACAAGACGAGCGCAUAAAAUGGACAACGGUAGCAGCAAGCCAUUUAUGGUGACCUCCUCGCUCAACUUCAAAGUCACCACCCCCUCCUUCUACAACCAGCCAAAGAAGUUCGCCUCCGUAGCACCUCCGCGAGCCAAGAGCCAGACGCCCCCCUCGGCCCCGUCGCCGACCCCAGCCAGCACCGCGGUGAUCGGGCGAGUGGGAGACCUGCCUCCUCCUCCACCGACAAUAUGUGACGACUUCCCACCUCCACCCCCUCCUCCACCCGCCGAUGACGACCUGCCGGCCCCUCCCCCUGAGUGUCACCUGUCGUUGUCGAGUGAUGCUCCGGCCUUCCCCGCCCCUCCCCCCGUGGUGGACGAUCUGCCGCCUCCCGCUGAUGACGACCUGCCUCCUCCUGCUCCGUUUGUGGGCAGUUUACCUCCCGCCUGCCCCUCGCCGCCUCCUCCUCCACCUCCUCCACCUCUCCCAGCCUCCAACACCACCGUGCCAAGCAAUGUAGUGACCCCAGCGAGAACAGUAGAGAAACAGACAAGCUUCGAUAAGCAGCUGGACUCUCUGACCGGGCUGUUGUCUGAAAUGGAGACGAGGGGACCCUUCAACCCGAGGUUACCAGCUCAGUAUUCAUCAGCUCCGGCCCCUAAACCCUCCGCUCCACCUCCCACCGCUCCCAAACCCGUGCUCUCCUUCCUCCCUCCUCCAGAGAUGGGCGACCGACCUCCUCCUGCGCCGUGGGCCGAAGAACUUAAAGCCAGGACGACCAACCGCCAAGGCAACGCUCCACCUGUAGUUCCCAAAACGGCCUACGGGGGCAAACCUUCAACUUCAGCCGCCUCCUUAGCACAAAAACUGAACCAGAGUUUAAACCAGAACAGCGGGGCGAUCAGCAGUCCUCCGAAAGCGAGUCCAUCACCAGCUUCCAGCGCGUUCCCUCCUCCCCCCGCAGCUCCACCCGCAGCUCCUCCUCCCGCUGCUCCUCCUGUGGCUCCACCAGCGCCCGCAAGUCCUUUCAACAAAAACAAUGCCACUACCGCCCCCUCCAAUCACAGUAGACCAUCUCCAUUUGGUAUUCAGCUCAACGCAAACCAAAACACAGCAGCUCCUCCCUCUAGCGCUCCUCCAACCAAGACAGCGACGCCUCCAUCCGCCUCCUUCAACCAGCCAAUGAAAAGUCCCCCUUCAUCAACGCCCUCUGGCCCGGGUCACGUUGGUGGAGCUCCUCUGAACAUGAGGGAGGUGGAGGAGCUGGAGAAGAUGACUCAGGACUUUAUGAAAAACAUGGACGCGCACGCUCCGGUCAUCACCUCCCCUCCUACAGAGGUUUGUGGUAAAUGCGGCGAUGCCUUGUCCCGCACACAGCCGGCAGUGAGGGCCAUGGAUAAACUCUUUCAUUCCAACUGCUUCUGCUGCAUGAGCUGCCAUCGCCCCCUGCAGGGCAUGCAGUUCUACGACAGGGAUGGCUCCCCUGAGUGUGAAGACUGCUACAUGAACUCUCUGGCCAUUUGCUCCAGAUGUGGGGAGAGGAUCACAGACCGUGUGCUCAAAGCUGUGGGACAGUGUUUCCAUGCCCACUGUUUCCGCUGCAGCACCUGCUCCUGCGUCCUGGAGGGGGCGCCGUUCAUCACUGACGACAACAACAACCCGUACUGUGUUCAGGACUACCACAGGCGUUUCUCUCCUCUGUGCGUGAGCUGCAAUGAGCCCAUUAUUCCAGCUCCCGGCAGCGAGGAGACAGUCCGAGUGGUGGCUCUCGAUAAAAACUUUCAUCUGAAGUGUUACCGGUGUGAGGACUGCGCUCGCCCGCUUUCCAUUGAGGCUGAUGAAAAUGGCUGCUAUCCCCUGGACGGAAAGAUCCUGUGUAUGAAGUGCCACACCCAGCGAGCCAAGCGAGCGGCGUAGAGGGGUCAUGGAGGGGUCAUCGUCGGGGUCAUCGUCGCCCCUCUGAAACUCUGAACCAAAUCAGAUCUGCCUUUACCCAGUGAGAGCACAGGGAGCGAGUGGCUGAAUGAGAGGAUGCAUGCUGAUUUUACUGUAGUAUUUCCCUGUCCCACUUCAGCGCAGAGGUAAUGUACUGCACUGACCUGGUGUCCGUUUGUGAAAAUGUCAAAAAACUCUGAUUAAAGACCUACUGCGGAGCGUUCCAACUCGUAAUUUUUGACUUUCUUUAAAAAACAAUCAUCGAGCGCUUGCAAUUUCCUCAGUAUUUUCAAAAGCCAAAUGUAUUUUCGUACAAUGUUACUCCAUCGUUUUCAUUGCAAAUAAACUACGCAAAUAGCACAAGUAAUUACAGAUGUUUUUGUUACUCAUUUCCACAGACCUGACUCAUAAACUGGCCUGCUUUUCUCCAUGGAGAUGUUGCUGCUUUGGCCUGUUUGUUCUACUCAUUCAUGCACCGAAACACACCUUGCUCAUAUUUUAAUAAUCUGCAAAAAUAACAUUGUCUCCGAGUAGUUUAAUAUCAGUAUUUAUGUAUCUGUGAACGUUUUAGCUUGUUACAAAACCUGGAAAGUCCCGCAGUACGGCUUUAACUGCCAGAUGGUUUCUCCUGUGCCAAUUGUACGUUUACUCUAAAAAGCAUAACUUGCACAAAAAGGUUUGAUCUAAAGAACACUCCUGUAAUAAAAGUUGCCUUUGUUAUCGUCGCGUCGGUGUGUCGGCUUAGCUUGGCGUAGCGGACAAAAAAAAAAAAAAAAAAAAACGUCUUUAGGGCUUUAACUGCUCUGCAAAAUCAGUGUAAAUUUACGAAUGUCGCUGUUUUUUCUGUGAUGUGAAGAGGGUUAGAAAGGCAAAACCAGCGUAGUUUUUCUGCUGAGAACAAAAGUAAAGGGGACAUAUUAUGCAGAUUUGACUUUUAUGAGGUUUUAACCAUGUUCUAAGAGUAUUCCCUCGUCGUUAGCUUGCUUAGAGUUGUGUUUGAUUGAUUCGUGCAUGUUUGAGAGAUGCUGUAUUGUCCCGCGUUUGGGUUUUGGUCAAAAAAAUUAAUCAGUUUUCUCCUUUCCCUUGUCCUCACCCAUUUCUUACUUGUGAUUAUACAAAAAUUCAAAGCAUGGGUCAUAAAUGUGGGGCUAAAAUAACAAUACUUCAAUGAAAAUCUGCUUUUUGCUCUUGUUCAAAACUGCAGAACUGAUGGCAUUUCACAAGAAGUCGAUAAUUUGACCCAUUUCCGUUAUUAAAGGCCCCGUAUUACGCUAUUUUCUGACCUAUAUUUCUGUUAUAAUGUUGUUUAAACACCUGGAGUUACGUUUGUUUAACACACAAACCCUGCACAUUUAGGCUGAAUUCACUCUGUUCCACUGCGUUUUUAAACUCCAUGCAUUAAUUUGGAUGAUUUCACACCUGGAAUUACCAAUCUAAACUUGAACUAAAGGUAAAAGGAGCUGUUAAUGUGAAAACUAUCAUAACAUCACAAGGUGGAACAGAGCAUUUCGACCUAAUAACGCAGGAUUACUCAAACGUGUGUGGAUGAAACAAAAAAAAAAGUAACUCCAACCUCCUGUUUUUGAGGCGGUAACAGCAUUAAAACAUGACUUAAAUCUCACAAGAGUCAAUUUUGCGUAAUAUAGGACCUUAAAGCUUCAAGUUUUAGAUCAAUAUCGCUGUUUACAAUCAACAAAAUGAACAAAAACAUUAACAAAACGCUGAAUGAUGAUCUACACGUGUUAUAGUUUAGCUCAGAAUACUUGAGAAAAACGCAUAAAAUGUCUCCUUUUUACAGAAUAAAUAUGUGAAACAGAACUCACAUGUUUAACCGAGAUGCAUGGUGAUACAAGAACAACAAAAUAUACAAACGAAAGCACAGAUUUUCUAAA